Messenger RNA from Rangifer tarandus platyrhynchus (Svalbard reindeer), 4524 nucleotides. NCBI's taxonomy places the organism in Eukaryota, Metazoa, Chordata, Mammalia, Artiodactyla, Cervidae. The record is from the annotation of a GenBank genome assembly.
AUGGGACAGGAACCGCGCACGUUGCCGCCCUCCCCUAACUGGUACUGCUCCCGAUGCAGCGAUGCCGUGCCCGGAGGCCUCUUCGGCUUCGCGGCGCGGACUUCGGUCUUCCUUGUCCGCGUGGGCCCUGGCGCGGACGCGAUCCCAGGGACGCCCCCAUUUCGAGUCAUAGGCGAGUUGGUGGGACACACGGAAAAGGUGUCUGGUUUCACGUUUUGUCAUCACCCGGGUCAAUACAAUCUCUGCGCCACCAGCUCUGAUGAUGGGACUGUGAAAAUCUGGGAUGUAGAGACAAAAGCAGUUGUGACGGAACAUGCACUCCAUCAGCACACCAUAUCAGCAUUGCAUUGGUCUCCUCGAGUAAAGGAUCUGGUAGUAUCUGGAGAUGAAAAAGGAGUAGUUUUCUGUUACUGGCUUAACAGAAAUGACAGCCAGCACCUGUUUAUAGAACCCAGGACAAUUUUCUGUCUUACUUGCUCGCCUCAUCAUGAAGAUUUAGUAGCCAUUGGCUACAAGAAUGGCGUAGUGGUUAUAAUUGACAUCAGCAAGAAAGGAGAAGUUAUGCACAGGCUUCGAGGACAUGAUGAUGAGAUCCAUUCCAUAGCCUGGUGUCCCCUGUCGGGUGAAGACUGUUUAUCCAUAAAUCAAGAGGAAAAUUCAGAAGAACCUGAAAUUCCCAAUGGGAAAGUUAUAGCACAAACUGCAGUAACAAAAGGCUGCUACUUAGCCACUGGGAGCAAAGACCAGACCAUUCGGAUCUGGAGCUGCUCUAGAGGCCGAGGGGUGAUGACUUUGAAACUGCCCUUUCUUAAAAGAAGAGGAGGGGGUGUAGACCCAACUGUUAAAGAGCGCCUUUGGUUGACACUCCAUUGGCCCAAGGAUCAGCCAACUCAGCUGGUAUCCAGCUGUUUUGGAGGUGAACUGCUACUGUGGGAUCUCACUCAGUCUUGGAGACGGAAAUAUACCCUCCUUAGUGGUUCAUCAGAAGGGCAAAAUCAUUCAAGGAUUGUGUUUAAUUUAUGUCCUCUGGAAACUGAAGAUGACAAACAGCUGCUGCUUUCCAUAUCAAUGGACAGAGAUGUAAAAUGCUGGGACAUGGCCACUCUGGAGUGCUGCUGGACCCUGCCUUCCCUCGGUGGGUUCGCCUACAGUCUGGCCUUCUCUCCUGUGGACACAGGCUGCUUGGCGAUAGGCGUCGGGGACGGCAUGAUCCGCGUGUGGAAUACACUCUCCAUAAAGAACAACUAUGACAUGAAAAUUUUUUGGCAAGGUGUCAAGUCCAAGGUUACAGCGCUGUGCUGGCACCUGACCAAGGAAGGCUGCUUAGCUUUUGGAACUGACGAUGGAAAAGUGGGAUUGUAUGACACCUACUCCAACAAACCUCCACAGAUUUCCAGCACGUAUCACAAGAAGACUGUGUACUCGUUAGCCUGGGGACCACCAGUACCCGCCGUGGCACUCGGAGAAGGAGACAGACCUUCCCUCACUUUAUACAGUUGUGGAGGAGAAGGGAUUGUCUUACAGCACAACCCUUGGAAGCUUAGUGGAGAGGCCUUUGACAUCAACAAACUCAUCAGGGACACCAAUUCAAUCAAAUACAAAUUGCCUGUACACACAGAGAUCAGCUGGAAAGCAGAUGGCAAAAUCAUGGCUCUUGGCAAUGAAGAUGGAUCAAUAGAAAUAUUCAAGGUUCCUAACUUGAAACUGAUCUGCACCAUCCAGCAGCAUCAUAAGCUUGUGAAUACCAUUAGCUGGCAUCAUGAGCAUGGCAGCCAGCCAGAGCUGAGCUAUCUGAUGGCCUCUGGGUCCAACAAUGCAGUCAUUUAUGUGCACAACCUGCAGGCUGUCAUAGAGAGCAAUCCUGAAUCUCCAGUGACUAUUACAGAGCCCUACCGGACCCUGUCAGGGCACACAGCCAAGAUCACCAGUCUGGCAUGGAGCCCACAUCAUGAUGGAAGGCUGGUAUCCGCUUCCUAUGACGGUACAGCUCAGGUGUGGGAUACUCUCCAGGAAGAGCCUCUAUGCAACUUCCGAGGACAUCGAGGCCGACUGCUUUGCGUUGCAUGGUCCCCGUUGGAUCCAGAUGGCAUCUACUCAGGGGCAGAUGAUUUCUGUGUGUACAGAUGGCUCACUUCCAUGCAGGAACACUCCCGACCUCCUCAAGGCAAGAAAAGUAUUGAAUUAGAGAAAAAGCGGCUCUCUCAACCAAAGCCAAAGCCCAAAAAGAAGAAAAAGCCCACCUUGAGAGUGCCUGUAAGGCAAGAAUUAUGUGAUGGGAAUGAAGAAGAGAGUGUAAAGGAGAGCCUGGGCCCCAUUGAGAACGGCGUGUCAGACCAGGAGACUGAGGAGGAAGUCCGUGAGCCAGAGCCACCCUGUGGAGUCACCUUGGCGGUUUCUAAAGAACCAAUUAUUUGCACUCCAGCAGCCUUAGGUUUUGAAAAGUCAAAAAGCACCAUUAAUAACAAAGUCACUUUACUGAAAAAGGAGGUACCUAAAGAGAAGCCAGAAGCCUUAAUCAAGAAGCGAAAAGCUCGUUCCAUGCUUCCACUGAGUACAAGUCUGGACCACAGAUCCAAAGAGGAGCUUCAUCAGGACUGUUUGGUAUUAGCCACCGCCAAACACUCCAAAGAGCCAAAUGAGGAUGUGUCUGCUGAUCUUGAGGAAAGAUUUCACCUGGGGCUCUUCACAGACAGGGCGACCCUGUACAGAAUGGUUGAGGUUGAAGGAAAAGGUCACUUGGAAAAUGGCCACCCUGAGUUAUUUCACCAGCUCAUGCUUUGGAAAGGAGAUCUAAAAGGUGUUCUGCAGACUGCAGCAGAAAGAGGGGAGCUGACAGACAAUCUCGUGGCUAUGGCACCAGUGGCCGGUUACCAUGUGUGGGUGUGGGCCGUGGAAGCUUUUGCCAAACAGCUAUGUUUCCAGGACCAGCAUGUCAAGGCUGCCUCUCAUCUGCUUUCUAUCCACAAAGUGUAUGAGGCUGUGGAGCUGCUCAAGUCAAACCAUUUCUACAGGGAAGCUAUUGCAAUUGCCAAGGCCCGGCUGCGCCCAGAGGACCCAAUCAUAAAAGACCUGUACCUCAGCUGGGGAGCCGUUCUAGAAAAAGACGGCCACUAUGCCUUAGCAGCAAAAUGCUAUUUAGGGGCCACUUCAGCUUAUGAUGCAGCCAAAGUUUUGGCCAAAAAGGGGGAUGCGGCAUCACUUAGGACGGCAGCAGAGUUGGCCUCCAUCAUGGGAGAGAAUGAGUUGUCGGCUUCCCUGGCUCUAAGAUGUGCCCAAGAACUGCUUCUGGCCCGGAACUGGGUGGGAGCCCAGGAGGCCCUGCAGCUCCACACAAGUCUAAAGGGUCAGAGAUUGGUGUUUUGCCUUCUAGAGCUACUGUCCAAGCACCUGGAGGAAAAUCAGCUCUCUGAGGGCAAAAGUUCCUUCUCUUCUUACAACGCGUGGCCCACAGACAGUGAAGGGUCCUUCGUGGAGAGGGUGACUGCAAUAUGGAAGAGCGCCUUCAGCCUUGACUCCCCAGAGCAGUACCAGGCAGCAUUUCAGCAGCUACAAAAUAUCAAGUACCCAUCUGCUACAAAUAACACUCCCUCCAAACAGCUCCUGCUCCACAUUUGCCAUGACCUGACCUUGGCAACGCUAAGCCAGGAAGCAGGCUCCUGGGACGCAGCUGUGGAAGGACUGCUUCGGGCUGUGAUCCGGAGCUACGACUCAGGAAACUUCACCAUCAUGCAGGAAGUGCACUCAGCCUUUCUUCCGCAGGGCUGUGACCACCUAAGAGACAAACUGGGUGAUCAUCAGUCCCCCACCACACCAGCUUUCAAAAGUCUGAAGGCCUUUUUUAUUUAUGGACGUCUGUAUGAAUUCUGGUGGUCUCUCUCUGGGCCUUGCCCCGAGUCCAGUGUCUGGGUAAGAGCUGCUCACAGAAGUAAAACCUCUGCUGAACAGAGUCAAGAGGUUGACAGUGGCAGCCCUGAAGAAACUGACCCCCAAGCUCCCCAGCCAGAGCCAAGCAGGACUCCAGAACUAGACGUGAGACUUACAGAAGAAGGUGAACAAAUGCAGAAUGCCUGUAAGGAGCUCUUGUCAGAAAAGCAUGCUGGUCUCCAAAAUGCACAGAGAACUGUUGCUGAAGUCCAAGAGACCUUGGCAGAAAUGAUCCGCCAACACCAAAAGAGUCAACUCUGUCAAUCCACAGCAAAUGGCCCUGGGGAGAAUGAACCUGAGCAGGAAGAAGAGCCCCUCUCUGGUCCUCAGAAGCAGUGUAAAGAAGAAAAAAAUAAACCAGUUUCUUUGCCUGAAUUAACCAAAAGACUUACAGAGGCAAAUGAGAGAAUAGCUGAGUUUCCUGAGAAUAUUAAGACCUGGCCUUUCCCAGACGUACUGGAGUGCUGCCUCAUCCUGCUUCACAUUGGGUCCCAAUGUCCUAGCUUUAUGACCCAGGAAAUGCAGCAACAGGCUCAAGAGCUCCUUCAGAAGUAUGGCAACACAGAAGUUUACAAACAUUACCAGACCCUCUACACAUGA